Messenger RNA from Acipenser ruthenus (sterlet), 12661 nucleotides. Its product is annotated as neurobeachin-like protein 1. NCBI's taxonomy places the organism in Eukaryota, Metazoa, Chordata, Actinopteri, Acipenseriformes, Acipenseridae. The record is from RefSeq and is a predicted model, not a curated record. The coding region runs from base 993 to 9224 and encodes 2743 amino acids. The transcript has 56 exons. Gene Ontology annotation, molecular function: protein kinase binding. Gene Ontology annotation, biological process: intracellular protein localization. Gene Ontology annotation, cellular component: membrane; cytosol.
AUUGGCAAGAAGUCAAGUGCGGUUUACGGUAGCGUCAGUCACCUGAGGGCCAGGUUGGAUAGCAGGAUUAGUGUUUGUCAAGGAAUGUGGUUGGGGAACAAUACAGUUUAUAAGCUUGAAGGCUUCAUUUAAGAAUUCAUUCGUAAUUAUUGGCAGUUUUGUCUGCGGGAGCACCCAGCCUUGUUAGGAUAUAACUUUGCCUCUGUGGAGUGUUUAAGACUGCUGUCUUGUUGGCACUAGGAAUUGCGUCUUAUAAUUCUGCAUUAGUUUUAGUCUUGACGUUUAUUCCAAAAUAGGUGUUUAUAUUUAUAAAGAAAGAAGCCACAUCGAGCCAUCGACUAUUAGUUGUUUAAAAUAGUUCCGUACUGAAGCCGUAGCAUCGAAGCGUUGAUUUAUAUAUGUUUUAUACAUCAAGAUGAACGAAGUUUCACCACAGAUAUGAAUUUGGACAACGCAAUUUGGAGCUGGCUUGGGAAGAAACGGGGAUUUUGACUAUGGAUAUGAGAGAUCCAAAUCAAGAUAUUUUCAGGCAGCUCUCUUCUUGAAACUUGCGAGUCCAGUUUUUGCUUCGUCAUGUUGAUAUAAUCAACGAAGGAAGCCAUCCGGAUAUUAAACUCAAAACGGGCAGAAUGGGAAACAACUGACUGAUCGCACUGAAUUAUGAAUGCUAUUGUACAACAAACAAAGAGGAAAGAGUCAAUGACUGUAUCUCUAUUUAAUAGAGCUGGAUUGCGCCAAGCCGAUACUGGGGUUCAGCAGAACUCGUUUCAAAUGAUUAGAGGAGUUCUUCAAAAGCUUUCCUUGAAUUAAGCGUUAUCACCCACACACCCACACAAACACAGAAACAGAAGAUUGUUCGUUUUCCUCUGUACACUGGAUAUCCCAUUUCCGGGUUGAUGUGGUUCAUGUUAUCAGAAUAAUAACAGGAACAGAAGAAUAAAACAUGACGAUUUCGGGAUCCUAAAAUUGCAUUUCUAAAUAAGGUUUAAGGAAUGGCAUCUACAGAAAGGCUAUAUGAGCUUUGGAUGCUCUAUUGUAACAAGAAGGAUCCCGACUACCUUAAACUUUGGUUGGAGAUAUUCAUCAGCUCCUAUGAAAAAUGUCUGGAUGUGGACUUUGAAAAGCCUCCAACGAGGCUGGAUGAAGUCCCUCCAGUGAUGUCUCUGCUGCCUGAUAACAUCCUGCAGGUCCUGAGGCACCAGCUCCUGCAGUGUGUUCAGAAAGUAUCCGAUGGCUUGGAGGAGGAACAGCAGACCCUAUCCCUGCUGCUGGUCAAGUUCUUGAUCGUUGUCUGCAGGAAUCUGUCCAAUGUGGAGGAGAUUGGGACUUGUUCCUACAUCAACCAUGUCAUCACCAUGACCACACUAUAUAUUCAGCAGCUAAAGAGCAAGACCAAAGAGAAGGAGCUAGCGGACCAAACUCCAGCAGAAGAAUUUGUCAGGCACGCCCUCACCUUCUGCGAGAGCCUGUAUGACCCCUAUCGAAACUGGAGGCACCGGGCUUCUGGUGGGCUGGUGAGUGCAGUAGAGAAAAGCAGACAGAAAUACAAAGCCGCCCCUCUGACCGUGGAGUUCAUCCCUUUCUUUUACCAAUGCUUUCAAGAGAGUGAACAUCUGAAGGAGAGCCUAAAAUGUUGCCUUCUGCAUCUCUUUGGGGCCAUUGUGGCUGGAGGACAGCGCAAUGCACUUCAGGCGAUUUCUCCGGCCACCAUGGAGGUCCUGAUGAGGCUGCUGGCAGACUGUGAUUUGAUAGAGGACAAGGACCCGGAUGACAUCAACUGGAAGGCCGAGCUGACCCUGAAGUGCCUGACCGAAGUGGUGCAAAUGCUGCUGUCCAGCAGCUCAGACCAGCGGCAGGUGGAGAUCAGCACCAUCCUGGAGAAUUACUUCAAGCUGCUCAACUCAGACCCCGCUGCACUGCCUGUCAAGACCAAAUCCAGACAGUGGGAGAACAGGUUUAUCACACUACAGAUACAGAUGCUGAACACCAUCACUGAAAUGUUUGAUUGCUCUGACAGACCGGUCCUUCAGGCCAUUUUCCUAAACAGCAACUGCUUUGAGCACCUCAUCCGAUUGCUUCAGAACAGCAAGCUGGUUGUAAAUGCUAGAUGUAAGGCAGCAGACAAGAGCGAGAAAGAUCUUGCCAACAAAAUUCUGACAGAAAUGAAUGAGGACCAGGUGUUUCAGGGUCGGCUGGAUUGCCUGGCUGUAUCCACAAUAAAAGCUCUCACGACAGUGAUGCUCAAAUCCCCUGCUGCUAAGGAGGUGUUCAAAGAGAGGAUUGGCUACACACAUUUGUAUGAAGUUUUGAAAUCCCUGGGGCAGCCAUCAAGAGAGCUGCUGAAAGAACUUCUGAACAUGGCUGUUGAAGGGGACCACACUUCAGUUGGGAUCCUGGGGAUCAGCAACGUCCAGCCCCUCAUGCUGCUUAUCCAGUGGCUCCCGGAUCUCGACUCGCAUGACCUUCAGAUAUUCAUCUCCGACUGGCUGAAAAGAAUCUGCAGCCUCAACCGCCAGAGCCGCAACACUUGUGUCAACGCCUCCAUGGUGAUCCGCAUCUUGGAGUCCUUGAACUUUCAUACCUGCCUUCACCGGACUUGUGCGGAGAACCUGAUUAGUUUGUUAGGCUCUCUCGGCAGCCAAUCACUGAGCACAGGGGAGCUUCUACAGCUAAUUAGGCUUUUGAGGACCGAGGACCCCAAACAGGCCCACCCUUACGUGGUACUGGUAAUGAGGGCUAUCCUUGGGAUGGCCCGCAAACAGGGGCUAGAUAAUGCACUGCAGUACUUUGACCUGUCCCCUAGCAUGGCAGGGAUCUCUGUGCCCACAAUCCAACGCUGGCCAGGAUAUGCCUUCAGUUUCUAUGCCUGGCUGUGCUUGGAUCAGGACCAACAGGGGAGUGGGCUCUUCAGUAAAGGAGGGAAGAGAAAGCAACUCUAUAGCUUUUUCACAGCUAGUGGGACUGGUUUUGAAGCCUUUAUCACUUCCUCUGGAGUUCUGGUAGUAGCCGUGUGCACCAAGAAAGAGUAUGUGACCGUCAUGCUUCCUGAUCACUGUUUCUGUGACUCCCUUUGGCACAGUAUAGCAGUUGUUCAUAUGCCUGGGAAGAGGCCCUUUGGACAGAGUUUGGUGUAUAUAUACAUCAAUGGACAGCAGAAGCUGUCGGCCCCGCUAAAAUUUCCUGCUAUGAAUGAGCCCUUUACCUCAUGCUGUAUCGGCUCUGCUGGCCACAGGACGACCACUCCUCCCCCUUCGCAGAUCCCAGACCCCCCUUUCUCACUUCCCACGACCCCGGGCCGGUCAUCACUGGGGGCGAUCCUGUCCUCCCCCAGCUGGGGCGGGCUCCUCCCGGGGAAACCCGAGUCUGUGACCAAGCUGAUCUCUGCAGGGACCCAGGACAGCGAGUGGGGCUCCCCCACCUCUCUGGAGGGGCAGCUGGGCAGUGUGUUGGUCUUCCACGAGGCUCUGCAACCAGCACAAGUCAAGGCUCUGUAUCUGGCAGGACCAAAUUGCAUUUCUCUUUUUAAAGCUCAAGAGUCAGAGUUGGCAGAAAUGCCAUCUAAACUUCUCCUUUACUACACGCCGAAGGCCUGCAAAAGCCCUAUUUGCCUUGAUCUGUCUCCAAAUCUUCUCCAUGGAAGACUGACUGGGAAUAAAGUAGUUAACUGGGACAUAAAGGACAUGAUCAACUGCAUUGGUGGUUUAAACAUCCUCUUCCUCUUGCUGGAACAAUUAAGCCUCCUGACUGGGGCUGAGAGGAGUGAAGGAGACGCUGCAGCAGCUGAGAACAUAACUCCUGAACUGCUCACCCCAUCCGACGGGGACUGGGUGGUCCUGCCAUCCUCCAGGGCAUCAGAGGCUAGAUUGGAAAAUAAUUUAGUAGCUACCUUUCUCCUGAUGAUAAAGCACUUCAUUCAAAGACACCCAAUCAACCAGGAGACUCUUAUUCACUCCCAUGGAGUUGCUACCUUAGGGGCCCUGUUGCAAAAGCUGCCAAGCAGUAUGGUGGACGUGAAUAUGUUGGUGGCUGUCCAGCUGCUGAUCGAGCAGGUGAACCAGGAGAAGAACACAGUGCUGCUCCAGCAGAUGUACCAGUACCUGCUUCUAGACUUCCGUAUCUGGAACCAGGGAGAUUUUCCCUUCAGAAUCGGCCACAUUCAGUACUUGUCGACAAUAAUCAAAGACAGCCGGAAGCUGUUCAGGAGGAAGUAUGGAGUUCAGUUUGUAUUGGAUGCUAUUCGUCUCUACUACGGAACCCACAGUAAAGAGAAUGACUUGUGUCUGGAUGAUGUGAAGACGAUUCGCGCUUCGCUCUGUGGACUGAUCAAAUACUUCAUCAGCAAAGGGGUGGUGCAAGAGGAGGUGCAGUGUAUCCUGGGAUACGUUGCGGCAAUAGGAAACGAAGAACAGCUCUGCGGGAUCCUGGAGGUGUUGCUGAAUCUGCUCAACACCAGUACAUCCCGAGACCAGCUCUUCCUGUUGCUCUUUGAGCCUGGCAAUGCAGAAAUCCUCUACACACUGCUACUCAACCACAAAUACACUGACAAAGUCAGAGACCUGGUCUUCAAGAUCUUUGAGAGAAUGCUUAAGUGUGAUAAAGUGUACGAGAAGAGCAAACAGCGCAUCAAGCUGAGGGAGGUCGGGUACUCCGGACUGAUCCUACUGUUCAAUGAAAUUCCCAUAACUUUCUCGCUCAUUAAAAACCUCCUAAACCAGGUUCUUAACUCAGAUCCUGUGGUUAAUUACAAGGAUCUCAUGGCUUUGGUGCACUUGACUCACAAAGCAGGCUUGCAUAUUAGGCUGGUCGUUUGUAAAAAGCUUUACCAGCUAUUGCAGUCGCAGCAGGACGCGGCUCAGCAGAUUUCCCGACAGGCCGGUUGGCAGGAGACUCUCGUCAAGCUGUACCUAAGAGAAAACGCUGAAACACAGGACAGUAGCAUCAGCAAGGCAGACUCUGCAAGCACCAGCAGUCUGGAUCACGUCAAAAACAGGGGGAGUGCUUCUGAGUCCCAUGAUUCAGGGAAAGGAAAUAUUCAAGACAAACUAGACAAUGACAAGGACGUUCUUGACAGCCUCGCAAUGGCAGAUAGGUCAGUGGAUUCCCACAGCAUAGUAGACAAUCGAUCAUUGGACGGUUUGAAUCAAUCUUUAAAUGAUGGAGAGACCGUAGCCAUAGAAACCCCUAGUGAGGCCCUUGCCAAGUCCUGGACCACCAAAGCAGACGGCUUGAGUUUGGAUCUGUCCAGGAUCACUUAUGAGCUGGGGGACAGUGGGAGUCCAACUCCAGGAAGUCUGACCAGCACCCCCUCCCCCUCUGAGACUUCCAGGUCUUUUCUCAACAUCCAGUCUGAUAGGGAGUCGUCAUCUUUUAUGGAGGACAGCUUCUGCUUCAAUGAUGACUUCUCUAUAUGUGAAAACUUUGGAGGUGCUGAGAAGAGUGAGGAGGAGCUGACGAGGAUGCUGAGUGAGAUCCUGCUGUGUGUGAUGUGGCACGGUGUGGACGGCUCCGAUGAUGCUGCCUGGCUGGAGAGGGGGCAGGUCUUCUCAGCCCUGACCAAGUUGGGAACAGCCAACGAGCUGCUUCAACCUGCAGACGAGAUCAAAUUAAAUCUUCUUGAGAAGAUGAUAGAAUGGGCAGUCACUGAUAACCGAGAGGCUACAGUCGCUACCUUGCCAGUCCACACAGAGAACGCUGUGUUCCUCUUGCAUACUCUACAGGACUUCUUACAGGCAGAGGGCCUGGUCAACCCAGCUCUGUGGACUGAGAAGGUGCUGGAGGAGGCAGUGACGCUGAUGGACAGUCUCAUGGUGUGGUAUUCGUCUGGCACACAGUGGAUGCAGCUCUCCCAGGUCGGAGUGAGACUGCUGCUGGGGUUCAUGGCACAGGACAACAUCCAGGUGUGCGCCAUGGCCACAGCCAAACUGAACACCAUCCUGCAGACGAAGACCAUCGACAGCCAGGAUGAGGCAUGCUACCUGCUGGGCAAGCUGGAGGGCAUCCUGAGCAAAUCCAUCCGGGAGAAGACCGAGACCUACUCCUUCCUCAUCCCCCUCAUCCGCAGCCUGCUCUCCAAGAUCCACCAGCUGCUCUACAUGCAGCUGCACCUGCCCUCCCUGCCCAAUACCAACGGCAGCCCCUCCUUCUUCGAGGACUUCCAGGAGUACUGCAGCUCCGACGAGUGGCGGGUCUACCUGGACAAAUAUAUCAUCCCUUACAUGAAGCAGUACGAGAUUGAGAUAUUCAGCAGGGGCCACGAGUCCAUGGCCAUCUACUGGAAGAACUGCUACGAGGCAUUCAUGGUGACCUUGCACAAGCGGGAGAGAGAAAGAGGAGAGAGCAAACUCAAAUUCCAGGAGUUCUUUGUGGAGCCGUUCACACGCAGGUGUCGCCAGGAGAACCUGCGCUACAACAACAUGCUGAAGCAGAUCAACAGCCAGCACAUUGCCACCCUGAGGCAGUGGAAGGCAGCGCGCCGGGGGCUGGUCAGUGAGAGAGGCCCCUGGGCUGACAGGAAGCAGAGUUCAAUGCACUGGAAGCUCUCUAGCGCUGAAAACUACUCCCGCAUGAGGUUGAAACUGACCCAGAACUACAACUUUGACCCCCACACCGAGGCCAGCGCUUUGAGAGACAAUCUUGGCAUGCAGGAGAGCAAGCCUACAAAUGAGUCUCUGCUCCUGGAGGCAGUGAAGCAGGUGAAGGUGAGCGACGUGGAGGAUGACAUGCUGGAGCUGCCAGAGGAGGACCCCACUGCUAGCAACAGCCUGAAUGAGAUCGAGGAGCAGAGUCAGAAGGAAAAGCUGGUCAUUUCAGAGGACUGUGAUCUCGUUACCGUGAUGGACAUCAUUAGCGGCCGUCUAGAAGUGACCACCCAGCACAUCUAUUUCUAUGAUGGCAGUGCGGAUAAGGAGGAAGGGGUGGGCUAUGAUUUUAAAUGGCCACUAUCUCAGAUCCGAGAGAUACAUCUACGUCGGUACAACUUGAGACGUUCUGCUUUGGAAAUAUUCCUCAUCGACCAGACAAAUUACUUUCUCAACUUCAGAAAAGAGGUGCGUAACAAAGUGUACAGCCAGAUGCAUUUGUUAACUGUCGGCUCCCCAAACCUUUAUGGAACUCGCUCUCCUCAAGAACUGCUGAAAGCUUCAGGACUAUCGCAGAAAUGGGUGAACAGAGAGAUCUCAAACUUCGACUACCUCAUUCAGCUAAACACCAUAGCUGGAAGAACAUACAAUGAUCUUGCCCAGUACCCUGUGUUCCCCUGGGUUCUAUGUGAUUACACCUCAGAGGAGCUUGACUUGAACAAUCCUGCAGUGUUUAGAGACCUUUCCAAACCAAUAGGAGUGGUGAAUGAAAAGAAUGCCAAAUCUGUUUGUGAAAAGUAUGAUAAUUUUGAGGACCCCACAGGAACCAUUGACAAGUUCCACUAUGGGACUCACUACUCCAAUGCUGCUGGGGUGAUGCAUUACCUGAUGCGGGUGGAGCCCUUCACUACACUGCACAUCCAGCUCCAGAGUGGAAGGUUUGAUUGUGCAGACAGACAGUUCCAUUCCAUACCUGCAACCUGGCAGGCUCUGAUAGACAAUCCAAAUGAUGUCAAAGAGCUCAUUCCAGAAUUCUUCUACUUCCCAGAAUUCUUACAGAACAAGAACAACUUUGACCUUGGGCGUUUGCAGAUAUCCAAAGAGCGUGUUGAUGAAGUCAUUCUUCCAAAAUGGGCGAAAUCCCCUGAGGAUUUCAUCUACAAGCACCGGAAAGCACUGGAGUCAGAGUAUGUAUCGGCCCAUCUCCAUGAAUGGAUUGACCUGAUCUUCGGAUACAAGCAAAGGGGACCAGAUGCUGUGGAGGCUCUCAAUGUAUUCUAUUACUGCACUUAUGAAGGGGCCGUGGACCUGGACGCUAUAGCCGAUGAGAAGGAGCGGAAAGCUUUGGAAGCAAUGAUCAACAAUUUUGGACAGACUCCUUGUCAGCUACUCAAGGAGCCCCAUCCUGUCCGGCUGUCCUCUGAGGAGUUAGAGAAACGCCAGGCCAGGCUGGACAGCUGUCCUCUUAGUGUCUUCCAACAUCUGACAGAACUCAAGUCAUUCUUUGUGGAGGGGAUCAGUGAUAAUGUUCCACUGGUGAAGGCGGUGGUCCCUAAAAAUCAGUCUCACUCAUUCAUGUCCCAGGGGAGCCCGGACACACUGGUCACAUUGAGCCAGAACUGCCUGAUGGGAACACAUGGAUGGCUGCCUUAUGAUAAAAACAUUUCCAAUUACUUUACAUUCAUCAAGGACCCAACUGUAUCAAAUGCAAAAACCCAGCGCUGCAUUAAUGGCCCAUUUACCCCCGGACUAGAGAUCACCACCAAGCUCUUUGUUGUGUCACAUGAUGGGAAAUUGCUCUUCAGUGGAGGACACUGGGACAACAGCAUCCGAGUGACCUCACUGGCUAAGGGCAAGCUGGUUGAACAGCACAUAAGGCACAUGGAUAUUGUGACCUGCCUGGCUACAGACUACUGUGGAAUCCACCUAAUAUCAGGGUCACGGGAUAAAACAUGCAUGAUCUGGCAAGUUCUACAGCAGGGAGGAGCUCCAGUAGGUUUGGUGGCUAAACCUGUGCAGAUUCUUUAUGGACACACUGAUGAGAUUACGAGUGUGACUAUCAGCACCGAGCUGGACAUGGCUGUCUCAGGUUCCAGGGAUGGCACGGUGAUCAUCCACACUAUCCGGCGAGGGCAGUACAUGAGGUCCCUGAAGCCCCCCUGCGAGAGCUCACUGCCCGUCACCAUCCUGCACCUCGCCAUCUCCUGGGAGGGACACAUCGUCGUACACACCUCCAUCGAGGGGAAAGCCACCCUGAAGGAUAAGAAUGCUCUUCAUUUGUACUCUGUGAAUGGAAAAUAUUUAUGUUCCGAGAAUCUGAAAGAGCAAGUAUCAGACCUCUGUGUUACUGGGGAGCACAUUGUCCUGGGCAGUGUGCAAGGAUUCCUGUCUAUCCGGGACCUCUACAGCCUGACUCUCGGCCCGGCCCCCAUCGCCAUGCGGGUGCCUGUUCACUGCGUCUCGGUCACCAAAGAGAACAGCCACAUCCUGGUGGGGCUGGAGGACGGCAAGCUGAUCAUCGUGGGCGUGGGCAAACCGCCAGAGAUGCGUUCAGGGCAGAUCACCCGGAAACUCUGGGGCUCGAGCAAACGCCUGACCUCAAUCUCGUCAGGAGAGACUGAAUAUAACACCCAAGAUCACAAAUGAUAUGAUGCAUGACGGGAGAACCCAACCGAAUCACAGCUCUCUUCCACACCUGAAUCCAUCACCUUGAUUUGGCCUCUGCCACACUAAUCAGUAUCAGUGUAGCCAAUCAGAAUGCUUUUUGAACAGAUUUGUUGUUUUGUUUGCUACACAAUUUGAAUUUCAACAGAUUAUACUUUUUUUUAUUUAUUUAUUUUUUUUAUUAUAAGUGUGACAUGGCAAUAGAUUAAAAACUUCUGAAUUUAAAUUCUUUUUUUUUUUUUUUUUUGCUGCUUUUGUAAUUUUUUAAUGUGUGAUUGUGACCACUCAAAAACAAACGAUUAAGAUUACACUAACAAUCUUAUGAUCUUCCAGAAUCCUCGAGUGGAUCAUUGAGGUUUAUUAUUUAAAUAUCUUGUUCAACAUGCUGGUGGGCAGCUAUAUCAAGCCAUCCCAUGUGCUCUUCUAUCAACAUACUGUAGGUUCUUCCAUUUGUCAGAGGCCAGGAGUGGUCAAUUCUCUGGGGUGGAUUUCAUUAUUCAAUUGCAGUGGUUUUAAAAAAUGUACUAAAAAUAAAACCUGUGAAUAAAUAUGGUAAUUGCAGACUAAGGUUUGAUAGAGUGGAGCUAAUAUACAUAAAAGCAUUGGGGACCUUCUGAAAAAAAAUCCCUUUCCUAAGGAAUAUUUAUUUUAUGAUGAGGCAAGUGGCAGAAGUAACAGUGUCGAUUUUGAUAUGUAAAUAGCAAUCUGCAUGUCAAAGCGCUUUUUAAAAUACUUAACUAUUGCUCAAACCUAAGAUUACAGUCUCUAGAUACGUUUUAAAUGUCACGACUGGAUUUUGGUUGAUUGGUAGUUGGUAGCCAGUGUGAGAUUCCUUCCUUGUAUAGACAGUAUUUAAUAAUUACGUUUCUACAGGUAAUUUGUUUUGGGCAAUUGUUUUAAAAGUUUCUGGUAGAACCUGGAAUAUUCCUGGAGUUUUCAUUCGGAAUCCCCAGUAGAUUAAUGCAAUGCCUUACGUGCUAUUAGAUUUUCGAUCUGGCAUUGAUCAGAACGAUGAAUGUAACGCUUAAGUACAGUUUUAAAUUGAAAGUAAAAAUAGUUUCAUAUUGGUUGUCUUCAGGAAUAAGAUGCAGUUUUAUUUUUGUCAACAAAAUAUGGCAAUAAUAUUGAUAAUACUAUGCAAACUCUUCACAUAAUUGGAAACCUGAAACCUGCUUAUGUUUGCACUGCAUACUCAGUCUUUUUAACCUUCAAAGCCUGUCUGUGUUGGUUUCCAAUCUGUCUCCAUUGUAUUUGAUUUGACAUUUCCAUUUUUAUAUGGGAUUUUGUGUACCAAUCUUGUCUGAAGUGAAAACCUACAACUGUUUAAGCCAUAUGCAUUCACACUUGCCAGGCUCUCUCACACACACACACACACACACACAAAUGCUGCAUUAUACAGUACUGCUUGUGAUGAGAAAAAACACUACAUCAGUACAUUAUGGUUCUGCUUGUUGCAAAUUUUUGCAUUUGGCUCUGACUCUGCUUUAUUCAGACACAGGACAUUCAGUUUAAUAAGCUGAUUUUCAGUAAGCAUUAAAGCAGUUUGUGUUCAUGAGGAGUGAGUGGCUAUUGAGAUGAACAGUUAGGUGAAGUAUGAAUCAAAAUAAAUCUAAAGUAAAAGCAAUGAGCUAUAGGACAGUUCUAGUAAUCAAGUUAGCCAUCAUUUAUAGAAGGAUCUUCCCAUGAAAAUGAACAAAGCAUUUAGGACUACUGCUGUGGGAGGUGUUUUUGAGUUCAAUCACAGCAAUACAUUUUUAUGGCACUAAAGAAUGAAUUAUUUAGGUUUGCACCAACAAUCCUGCAGCUUAAAUCAGCAAGCCAUCGUUCAUGAAAGGAUCAUCCAGUGUUACAAAAAAAAAAAAAUUGUACCUGCACAAUGAAGAAAGAAAGAGAAGUAUGCUUUCUGAUUUGUAGUUUCUUGGAUUGUUCAAACUGAUUUUAAAAUUUGAUGUGAAUUUUGUGAUUUAAAUUCAUUAUGUAUAUUUUGACAAGCAUGCCUUGUCAGAAAGUUUUUUUUUUUUUGUAUUACCUUUUGUAUCAUUCACUUAAUUCUUCCCAAAUGGCUUUUAUCAUUCACCUGAAAUGUAGGAAUCAGCUGUUCAGUACAGAUCCCAUACCAUAUUGCAAGACCAAUAUAUUGUGUAUAUAACUUUGUCACACAGGUGUAAUUUUUAAAGAUGGAAUAUUAUUGGAAUGAAAACAUAAUUUGCAAUUUAAAAUAUUUUUUGCCAGAGGAGUGAUUUUUUUUUUUUUUUUUUAAUGCUUGUCUAUUUUUUCUUGUAAUUUAAUAAAUAAGAUUGUGCCUCAUUGGGUUUUGUUUUGUUUUAAUAGGAGUGGGUAAUAUUAAGGAAUGGUGUAAUUUGUGUACCUGUUCUUUGUUGUGUAAUAUAAUUACUAAAUUGUGUAUAUAAUAAACUUAAUUUUUAUAUGCCAAAAUGCUGACAACCUUAACUUUUUUUUUUUAAAUAUGAUAAUAUGUAAAGUUGUGUAAAUCAUUUAGUGUAUUGAGAUUUUUGUUUUCAGCCCUCUGUGCAAUAGCUUGGGUGUGUGUCUUACAGGUACAAAAAUCCAGGGUAUUAACAAUAUUUUCUCUUUUUAGACUUUGUCAAAAUCCGGUUUAAAGUUUUCAGUGUAGUUUUCAUAACAUCCACCAGGUGGCACUAAAGCAAGCCCAGAUGAGUCAUACUGAUGGAUUCCACAUGGCAUGGCCAACAAAAGCUGAUCAAUGUGUGUGUUCCUGUUGACUGAAGACCUGCUGUUUGAACAUUUUUUAUAAAUUAAAAUGAAGUUGUCAUUUCUCCUGGGAUAUGAAACUUUAUCAGUAUUUACAAGUUUGAUGACAAGACCAGUAUCCUCAAGCUAAGGCAGAGUUGGAGUUUUUUUGGGCAUCUCUUGGUGCAUUUCCCCGAACUGCGUAACGUAUUUCAGCAAAAUGCUCUGUGGCCCUCGGUUUCAAUGAAAUGGUCCAUAAUUCAACAAUUCGGUGACACGUCGGAAGUGUCCAAUGACAUUGUUAAAGGUGUACAGCCGUGUAUAAUGUUUUCACUAGCAUUACAAAGGGGGUCCCUGUUGUUGAAUUGCCACUCGCUGUAUACACAGCCUUGUUUGUUGUGCUUCUUUUAAGAUGCCUGUUUGUAUACUCUUCUGUGAUUGAAGUUUUGAGGAACUCUCUUUUAAUAAAUUAGUGUCUGUAUAUCUGCGUAUUGUUACAUAUAUGUAUAGCAUGAUUGUUUACAAAUGAAAAACUAUAUUUUAUGUGCACUUUCCAGAUACUAAAGAUUGUAAACUUGUAUCUUGUUUUAAAUGUACACAUGAUCUGUAUAUGAGGAAUUCUUAUUUGCUUUGUAUGCUCACAUAUUGGGUCCAAUGCAAGUGCAGUUGUAUGGGAUAAAUAAAUAAAUAAAUAAAUAUGCAUGAUA